Molecule: messenger RNA, 691 nt
Organism: Telopea speciosissima
Lineage: Eukaryota; Viridiplantae; Streptophyta; Magnoliopsida; Proteales; Proteaceae
Product: cinnamoyl-CoA reductase 1-like
Exons: 4
Coding region: 47-691 (214 amino acids)
Molecular function (GO): oxidoreductase activity, acting on the CH-OH group of donors, NAD or NADP as acceptor
Source: RefSeq, a predicted model, not a curated record
UCUGUGUGUGUAUGAGAACUGAGAAGUGAAAAGCAAGAGAGGAGCGAUGGCGAUUAGGAAGGACGAGGUGGUGUGUGUUACAAGAGGAAGCGGCUUCAUAGGCUCUUGGCUGGUUCGUCUUCUCCUCGAACGUGGGUACACCGUCCACGCCACCGUCAAAGAUCUCAAUGACGAUAGAGAUUCGAAGCAUCUGGAAGCCCUAGAAGGAGCAGACUCGCGUCUCUGUCUCUUCCAGAUCGAUCUCCUCGACUACGAUUCCCUCCUCACCGCUCUCAAUGGCACCGUCGGUCUUUUCCACCUGGCUUCCCCCUGUAUUGUCGAUCGAGUUCUGGAUCCCCAAAAAGAGCUUUUGGAGCCGGCGAUCAGUGGGAUGAUAAAUGCACUAAAAGCGGCGAAGGAGUGCGGGGUGAGGCGAGUGGUUGUCACCUCAUCGAUAUCUGCCAUCAUUCCUAGCCCCAACGGACCACAAGUGGAGAAAACAAGGUUUGAGGACCUGGAGUUGAUCAAAGACUUGGCCCGUCAUGAGACCAAGACCAUGAGGGAGCUCCUGGAGCGUUGUAACGAGUUCGCUAACAUGGCAGAGAUAGUACAAGCACGGAAGAAGGUGAUUGAAGCCAAGCCCCAGGACAACAAGAGGUCGACGACGAACGAUCGCAAAGAGAGCAAGAGGUCAAGGACUGAGCGUCGGUAA